Aplosporella prunicola CBS 121167 is the source of this 1116-nucleotide messenger RNA. RefSeq lists its product as uncharacterized. Gene Ontology annotation, cellular component: peroxisome. The transcript is spliced from 3 exons. The record is from RefSeq and is a predicted model, not a curated record. Bases 82 to 990 code for a protein of 302 amino acids. Gene Ontology annotation, biological process: urate catabolic process; purine nucleobase catabolic process. Lineage: Eukaryota; Fungi; Ascomycota; Dothideomycetes; Botryosphaeriales; Aplosporellaceae. Gene Ontology annotation, molecular function: urate oxidase activity.
GCAUUCCACCCAGCUCCAUUGUCCUUCCGCCCCCUCCAAAGACGCCAGAGAUAUCACUUGCCCUCAGCUACACAAGUUAUCAUGUCCCAGCUCAACUACGCUCGUUACGGCAAGGACAAUGUGAGACUGUACAAGGUCCACAAGCACCCUGAUGGUUCCCAGUCCGUCGUCGAGCAGACCGUCCGCGUCCUCCUCGAGGGCGACAUUGAGACCUCCUACACCGAAGCCGACAACUCGGUCGUCGUAGCCACCGACACCCAGAAGCAAACCACCUACGUCCUUGCCAAGCAGAACCCCGUCACCCCGCCGGAGCUCUUCGCCUCGAUCGUGGGCACCCACUUCGUCGAGAAGUACGCGCACAUCCAUGCCGCGCACGUCAAGAUCAUCACGCACAGGUGGUCGCGCAUGACCGUUGACGGCAAGCCGCACCCGCACAGCUUCCUGCGCGACGGCACCGACGUGCGCACCGUUGAGGCCGUUGUGCGCGAAGGCAAGGGUAUCACCAUCAAGUCGGGUGUUGACAAGCUGCUUGUGCUCAAGAGCACUGGCUCCGCCUUUUACGGCUUCCACCGCGACGAGUACACUCGCUUGCCUGAGACGUGGGACCGCAUCUUGAGCACGGAGGUCCAAGCUGAGUGGCAGUGGAAGCAGUUCUCUGGCCUGCAGCAAGUCAGGUCUGUUGUGGACAAGUUUGAUGAGGCGUUUGUGGCGGCGAGGAAGAUCACGCUGGACACCUUCGCCAAGGACGAGAGCGCCAGUGUUCAGAACACCAUGUACAAGAUGUGCGACCAGAUUCUGGCUGCUGCGCCUCUUACGGAGACCGUCAGCUACUCAUUGCCAAAUAAGCAUUACUUUGAGAUUGACCUCAGCUGGUUCAAGGGCCUGAAGAACACCGGCAAGGAUGCGGAGGUCUAUGCUCCCCAGACUGACCCCAACGGCCUGAUCCAGUGCACCGUUGGUCGCAAGGGCUCGCAGAAGGCGAAGCUAUAAACUAAUACCUCGCCAUUCGUGUUGUGAAAGCGGGUUGACGCAAAUGCAUGAUAUCAUUUAGCGAGGUUUGGCGUUUUUGGUUCAAGCUGUACAUAUAUCCUACAAUCGAUACGAUACUUUGCCGAA